AACUUGUUCCACCAGUCUCCGUUCACGCGCGACACGGUUUAGUCAUUAACUUCAAACAAAACAAAAUAAAAUAAAAAUGUACAAAUUAAUAACACUAUCAUUCUGCCUGCUCCUGUUUUACCGACAAGUGGCAGCGCAAAAUCCCACAGGACCUAUAGCUGGGUUUAUUCGUACAAACCUCAUUGGUCAUCCAGUGAUUCAUGACAAGACUACUUGGAUCUUCGAUCCUGAUGUGGCUUUGAAGAGACGAAGACAAUUCAUAGAGUUACAUGGUGAUAAAGGGGAGAAAUUGAUUGAAAGACUGGGAUUAGGUAUUGAUGGCAAUGAUGAAGAGAGACUACAAGAACAGAGGAAAAGGGAUGAGGGUCAUUUAGGGGGACUUAACUUUUAUUUACCUUAGAUAAAAUAAUUGGUAGUUAAAACUUUUAUAUUUAAUUUGAAUAUAUGAAAUAUAGGUAUUUUUAAAUUUUG
Helicoverpa zea (corn earworm) is the source of this 471-nucleotide messenger RNA. RefSeq lists its product as uncharacterized. The record is from RefSeq and is a predicted model, not a curated record. Bases 77 to 400 code for a protein of 107 amino acids. NCBI's taxonomy places the organism in Eukaryota, Metazoa, Arthropoda, Insecta, Lepidoptera, Noctuidae. The transcript has 2 exons.